UUCUUAAACUGUAAAUACUUUUAAAAAGAUCACGCAUGAAGACCAAAAAAUGGAAUAGAACAUAAAUUAUUUGAAUCCAAUAACAGAAAUGCGUAUUUGUCAACAAUCAUUUUCAUAGGAAUCAUUGAAAUUAGAAUAACAGAAAGUCUUCGAGUCCAGUAGGUACAUUUGUAGGAUUUAAAUCGUAAAAAUUAUAUUAAUCAUGUAGUUUUGUGGAGAAAAAAAUUACAAGAGUAAUAAUAAUAAAUAAUCAUUUCAACAAUUAACUCAAAAACACCAAUUUAAGAAAAAUAUCUGCUAUCCGAGACUCCAAAUAGCAGCAAAUUAACAAAAAAGAUUAAAUAAGAAAAGAGAGAAAAAAAAUCAAAAAAUCGAAAAGCUCUCAUAAAAAUAAAAAUAAAAAAUAAAAACUGACGGCUUCGCGUUUGUCUCUUCCCCUCUCUACUUCCGAUUCCAUCGCAAAUCGUCUCCGCCUCUAUCUCUCUCUCUCUCUCUAGGGUUUUCUCAGCUCCUCGUUUCCCCAGGCUUACCUUCGUCGUCAUUCGCCUAAUCUCUACCUCCGAUUCAUGAGGUGACAUUAACGAUGGAUUGCAAGGAGAACGGUGUUAGUGAUCCUUCCGGGGAUGAGAAUCUUACCUCUGCUGCGAUGGACAUCAAUGGAAGUUUAUCUGAGAAGGCUGGAGAAGAUAUAGAGUCAAUCACUAGUUUGGAGACUCCACAGGCUGCAUCAGUUACAAACCUUGCGAUGGAGGAGGCCGAGAGGGAGUGCUUUGUAGAGGUUGAGCAAAUGGGAGAGGGAAACAGUGUUAGUAAAGAAGUCGAGGAAAACUCUGAUGCUGUUUGUUGCGUUGAUGCUGAGCAAGCUCAAGGAUCGGUUUCUGAUGCCAUUGUGCCUGGUGAUGGCACAGUAUUGCCCUUAGGGGUCAGGGAAACAGAUGGUGAAUCGGUUUUUCUAAACGAUGCACCUGAAAAGGUUGAGUCUUUGGAAACUGCAAAAGAUAUAGAGGAUGAUAAAGCUGGAAGUGAUGGUGAAGGCAAGGAAGGAAAUAACGAACCAUCGAGUGAUGAUGUUUCUCUCAUUCGGAGUUGUCCCUUUCCAGAUUCAGCAUUGGAUUCUGGGGGUUUGGGUUGCAGUGAGACAGAGAAUGAUGUGAAGUCUUCAAGUGAUAUUGAUGGCAAUAUCCCUCUCGUGGUAUCUCCUUCGUUGGCUAUCACGGAACUGUUAAGUAAUAGUGAUGGUGGCCUGCGUUCAUGUGAUCUUGAUUACAUCGUAGACAAAGAGACGAUCGAUCCAGAUUCGAGGUUGGUACAUGAGGAUGAGCUGCAUACUGAUCUUUCUGAGAAGAAUGAAACACUGCUAAGGAACCACGUGGGGAAUUCAUCAAGUGAAAGUGAUGUGGCUGGUAUGAAUGAUGAUGUGGCUGCUGAUCCGAGAGCUCAAAGUUUCAGUCGGACAUCACCCAUAGAGGAAAACACCUCUGGUGUAGAAGCCAACGCCCCUAUUACCGACCCUUCUUUGGUGAGGAGUUUUCCGUUGAAGUUUGGUAAUGGAGGCAUUGGUGCUCGUAAUCCUGAAAACGCAGUGGAGUCGAUCAGGAUAGUAGAUGGCAAUGGCAGAAUAGGUGGCGAAGUUGCUUCUGCAUCUGGGACUAGCGAGUCUUCACCUCGAAGGAGGUCCCGAGUCGGUAAACACGGUAAUCUUUCGCAGACCAAUCUGAGUGCUCCUCUUCCGAGAAAAUCCUCUAGAAAGAAACAAUCAGAAAGAAAUUUGGAAUCAAUUUUUAACUGUUCGAAGCAGAAGAGGAGCUCUGUUUCAAAACCAGACCGUUCAUCUCAGUGGGGAUUGCCAUGUAGGACCGCUGAAAUCUUCUUACAGAGCAAUAAUAUUCCUUAUGGUAGACCUCCGCAUCACGAAACAAAGCAACCUCAGAACAGUCCUAAAAAUGGAGAGCAUAAUCCCCAAGCAUCAAGUGGCUCUUGCCUUCGUUUGAAAGUUAAAUUUGGUAAGUCAGGUGGCCAAAAUCCUUUGAACAUUACAGUCUCUAAGGUCAGUGGCAACUCUUUGCCUGCUGGUGGUAUUGUUAAGGCCGGAAAAGGUUUAGAGUUUCCAGGGCCUGCAGAUAUUGUCGAGGAUAAACUCCAGAUUGUGGAAACUAGAGAGCAGUUAAAAGAGAAAAACAAUUCCUUGGAGAAACUUUCAUGUCAGCUGUUAUCUGAUUCUAUUACGGAUGAGAAAAAGAACCAAGACGCUGGGGGGUUAUGUAGGAAGCUAGGUGGUGAUGUUUUAGAUGAGGGUACACACCGUUCCUCUAGUAUGGUGGUUGAAGAGGGCGAGAGGGCCAAUGGAACCCGGCCCCUGGACUCUGAAACUUCACCAGAUUCAGAAGUUAUCAACUCUGUGCAAAAGGAUUUGCCUCAUGGUUUUUCCAGCACUGCAGAAGACCUGGUCAACACGAACAGAGGAUUAGAAAAACAGGAUGAAUUGCUUGCUUCAGUAUCUCCUUUGGAAAAUGGUUCACAUCUAAUUCCCAACGCCAAAAAAAGUACACAUCCUAAGUCAAAAGGUAAUGGAACAAGAAAAGGGAAAUCCAAGUCCAAGUCUGCCAAAGGCGGGAGAAAAAAUGAAUCUCAAGCGGGGUUAGAGCAACACAGCUUUAUAAAUAGGAGUGCUGGAAGUGAUGAUAGUAAAGAUCAUGAAGUAGGAAGAGUGGAGUCUAACGAAACAACAGGUGCUCUUUUGGACGCUAAUAUUGGAAAACCCAGUGCCGUUAAUGGCGCCAUAUGGCAAGAUGGUAUUCAUGGGGAAGCGGUCAUGGACCUUACUAUUGAGGAUAGCUCUCCCACAGAGAGUGCUUGGGUUCGAUGCGAUGAUUGUUUUAAAUGGCGACGAAUACCUGCUUCUGUGGUAGAGUCAAUUGACGAGAGCUCGAGAUGGAUCUGUAUGAACAACUCAGAUAAAGAUUUUGCUCAUUGCUCAAUCUCUCAAGAGAUGUCAAAUGAAGAAAUUAAUGAACAGUUGGGCAUAGGACAGGAUGAAGCAGAUGCAUAUGACUAUGAGGCGGCUAAAAGGGGGAAAGACAAGGAACAGAAGAGCAAACGUUUGCCAGUUAACAAAAAGGCGUGCUUCAGGGCCAUAAAAACAAACCAGUUUCUUCAUCGUAACCGUAAAAAUCAAACAAUAGACGAGAUAAUGGUUUGUCACUGCAAACCACCACCUGAUGGUAGACUGGGUUGUGGAGAAGAAUGUCUGAAUAGAAUGCUUAACAUUGAAUGUCUCCAUGGUACAUGCCCUGCUGGCGAUCUAUGCUCAAAUCAGCAGUUUCAAAAACGGAAGUAUGUUAAGUUUGAGAGAUUCCAAUCGGGUAAGAAGGGUUAUGGCCUGAGAUUGCUUGAGGAUGUACGUGAGGGACAAUUCCUUAUUGAAUACGUUGGAGAGGUGCUUGAUAUGCAAUCUUAUGAAUCUCGUCAGAAGGAUUAUGCUUCCAUGGGUCAGAAACAUUUCUAUUUCAUGACACUGAAUGGGAAUGAGGUAAUUGAUGCUGGUGCAAAGGGAAAUUUAGGGCGUUUCAUUAACCAUAGUUGUGAACCAAACUGCCGUACGGAAAAGUGGAUGGUGAAUGGUGAAAUUUGCGUUGGAAUAUUCUCCAUGAAAGACCUUAAGAAGGGUCAGGAGUUGACAUUUGACUACAACUAUGUGAGGGUUUUUGGUGCCGCUGCCAAAAAGUGUUACUGUGGAUCAUCACAUUGCCGAGGUUACAUUGGGGGAGAUCCUUUGAACGGUGAUGUAGUUGUUCAAAGUGAUUCAGAUGAAGAGUAUCCCGAACUUGUGAUCCUUGAUGAUGACGAAAGUGGGGAAGGAAUCUUAGAUGCAACGUCUAAGAUCUUCAUGGAUGGUGCUGACAUGCAAAUGCCGCAGAACUCUACAAAGGUUGAUGAUUCCAAGGACCUUGCUUCCCAAUCGCCUAGCUCUGUAGCUGUAAAACUUCCAGAAAGCGAGGUUCUUCCAUCUUUUCAACCGACCGAAGCAUCCAAGGAACUUUCGACAGACAUGCCUGUCAUUGAUGUCCAGCAGGAGGUUCUUGAAAAGAAGACUAAAGGCCCAUCUCCCGCGUCCAAGUCUAUCAGCAGACUGUCCUCGGAUGGUGCAAAUGCUGAUAAAACAGUAAAGCAUGGAUCUGGUGAAGAUGUAAAGAUACUUUCACGACCCCGCCCUCGUACUAAAACUUCGCGUUCAUCGGGGUCCAGCAAGCAAGCUCUUCCUGGUGUUAACAAAGCACAGACUACACCAGUCAAAAAGUUGCAACAGCAGCCCAUCAAAUCUAAAGGAUCAGAGGAAGUUUCUCCCAGCGGGCGUAUUGAAACAUUUGAAGGGAAACUGAACGAGUUACUAGAUGCUGGGGGAGGGAUCAGCAAGCGGAGGGAUUCAGCAAAGGGCUACUUGAAACUUCUGCUUCUCACUGCUGCUUCCCGGGGCAAUGCCAAUGAAGGAAUUCAAAGCAAUCGAGAUCUUUCAAUGAUUCUUGAUGCCCUUUUGAAGACAAAGUCACGAACUGUUUUGGUGGACGUAAUCAACAAGAAUGGUCUGCAAAUGUUACACAAUAUCAUGAAACAAUAUCGGAGGGAUUUUAAAAAGACCCCAAUACUCCGAAAACUUUUGAAGGUAUUAGAGUAUCUUGCUACAAGGGAUAUUCUUGCACUGGAGCAUAUAGUCAGACCACCUCCUUAUGCAGGGAUGGAAAGCUUCAAGCAGUCUAUUCUAACACUCACCGAGCAUGAUGACAAACAGGUGCAUCAAAUUGCGAGGAACUUCCGAGACAGAUUUAUCCCUAAGCAUUUAAGAAAACCUUGGCGCAUCGACAGAGAAGAGAGAUCGGAGUCUAGAAGAUCACCUAUAAACAGCAGAUUCAGAUCAUCACAAGAACCUAGAUAUGAUCAUCAUUCGCCAAGACGUGCAGAACCGUUUUCCUCAAGGGCUGCAACUCCCGAAACACCUUCUGUAUCUGACGGGUGCAUACAACCUACUUCCUCCAGCCUUCCUGAGACAAAUGGACGCAAGCGUAAAAGCAGAUGGGACCAGCCGUCUACUUCCAAAGAGCAACGAACCAUGACAGAUGUCCAAGACGACCUUCCACCCGGGUUCUCAUCGCCUUGCACGGAUGCGCCUAACGCAGUCACCGCACAGCCACAAGCAAAGUUCCUCUCUCGGUUAACAGUCUCCUAUGGGAUCCCGCUUAGCAUCGUUCAUCAGUGUGGUUCACCCUGCAAAGACGACCCUAAUAGCUGGUCCGUUGCUCCUGGGGUGCCGUUCGCACCGUUUCCACCUCUACCACCUGUUACUCACGGUGAGUUUUUCGCUAAUAAGAGAAACGGAACAGUCUCGGCCUCUCCAAAGCGGAAGAGAGAGUUUUCGUCUGAUAUAGGAACAAGUUACUUUCGGCAACAGAAACAGAACGUUCCUCCAUGGAUACGAUACAACGGGUGGGAGAAAACAGCAAACAGCUCCAUACCUAGGCAUCUAACUGUAGAGAAGAAGAUCAACAAUCAAGAAAAUCUUGAAUUUAGAGAGAGAAGUACACAUUCCAUGAAAGUUAAAACAAUGCAGCUCUUGAUGAGAAUUACAGUAAAGUCCUCUUCAGGGGAAUCAUGUGCUUUUCUUCCCCCUUUUGGUAUAUUCUAAAUUCUUUUGUUUAAUGACUUAAAAGCCAGAAAAAAAAACUUCAUUUUAUGAGUAAAAGUUAUAUUUCAAUCACAUUCUUUAUUCA
Molecule: messenger RNA, 5762 nt
Organism: Brassica rapa (field mustard)
Lineage: Eukaryota; Viridiplantae; Streptophyta; Magnoliopsida; Brassicales; Brassicaceae
Product: histone-lysine N-methyltransferase ASHH2
Cellular component (GO): nucleus
Molecular function (GO): zinc ion binding; histone H3K36 methyltransferase activity; protein binding
Source: RefSeq, a predicted model, not a curated record